AUGGAUACUCUUAAAUCAGGACUCAAAGCCGGAUACAAAGGAACAAAAAGUGUGGCAAAGUCUGGAUGGCAAUCAGGAAAAAAACGUUCUCAUAAGCACCACGAGGACAGAGAGUCAAGAGAUUAUGAGGGUGCCAGAUAUGGGUAUGGUCAUGAUACACAUACUUCAGCAUCUCCUCCGCCAAUGAGAAAUACAUCUGCAUAUUCCUCACCAUCUAUGCCUCAACGACAGUUCCAAACACAUCCCUAUAAUCCAAAUUCACCACAGCCCUAUAAUGCAACAAGCCCAGUCACCCUUAAUAAUAUGGGAUCACAACCAACUACCUAUAAUUCUCAACAGAAUAUGUUUCCAACGCAGAAUCAACCUGGAGCGUAUUCGCAACCCGGUCAAUACAACCAGUAUAACCAACCUCAACCACAACAGCAGGCGAUACAACCUCCAAAUACAUAUGCUAACAAUGCACAACCUCAAGCAACGAAUCCACCGAAUUUGGGUACACAACAGUAUUAUAAUGGAAGUACAGUUCCAAAUACUAAUUUCCAGAAUCCUAUAGUAACUAUGCCUCAACAACAAUCCUAUAAUAAUAGCACCUUAACGAAUCCAAACCAGCAAGGAUAUUACAAUGGGAGUGCAGCUACUCCAAGUACUAGUACGGUAUCGUCAACCCAGUCCAAUAAUUAUAAUGGUGUGCAGCCAAAUGUACAACCAUAUUCUCCUCCAAAUCCCCAACAGUAUUAUAGUAAUCCAACGACUCAACAGCAACAGCAACAACCAGUUCCUCAGGCAACGUAUAAUCAACAACAGCAGCAACCCUUGCAACCCUUACAACCCCCCAUCCAAUUGCAGCAGCAGCAGGAACAACAACUGCCGGGUGCCCAGGCUCAGACCCAGACUCCUUUCUCACCUAGCUAUCCAACUAAUUUACCAAAUCAAGGUGUUGCAUCAACCCAACCUUACUAUAGUGGAAAUAUGAUUGAUAUAUCAAAAUUACCACCACCUCCACAACAUAAGGGGAGGGCAAUGAUGAAGCAGGGGGGAGAAGAGAAGGAACCGGUAAGUGACCCAAAUUCUAGUGCCAUUAAUACUGAAUCUCAACAACCAAACAAUGCACAACCUGAAAAUGGGGUUCCACAGCAACAGUUACCUCCACAGCCUGUCUCCAAGCCAUCAAUGAUGAAUAAUAAUAAUUUGGAACAAACUCCCGUUCAGGAAAACUCGAUGCCAAAUCAACCAAAUGCAUCUCGUCUUCCUCCCUCACUUCCAACAAGAGGUGCUUCUAUUCAGAAUACGAAUGUUCCCACAAUGGAACCUCAAACAGAAAGUUCACCAAGUCAAGUCCAGAAUGUUAGUCCUUCAGGUAUAGGAAUAAAUGCUCAAGAAUCUCAAGAACCUCAAGAACCUCAAGAACCUCAGGGAAACGGGAUGGAUGAUAUGUUAAAUCAGAUUCAACAUGUAAAAUUGAGGAAGGCCAGUAAUACGUAUGAGAAACAGCAACAGCAAUUUAAAGAAAAUAAUUCAACUUCAGAUCUUCAAGACGAAGUAGAUGAUAUGGCAUCUCAGCUACAGCAUAUUAAAUUGAGAAAAUCAACUGGCAUAGAAGAGGCUAGGAAAUAUUGUGCAAGAGAGGCUUCUGAUGAGUUAUCAGAGCAUGUCCAAUUGAGAAAGACAUUGAAAGAGGAAGAGAAAAGGAAUCAACGAACUCCUAAAAAAUUACCUCCGGUACCCAAGAAGAAGGCCAGUUUAAAGCACGUGCCACCUGUUGUUCCUAAAAAGAAACCGGUAUUAAGUAAAAUUAGAGUCGAUCAUUACUCAGAAUGA
Molecule: messenger RNA, 1818 nt
Organism: Naumovozyma castellii
Lineage: Eukaryota; Fungi; Ascomycota; Saccharomycetes; Saccharomycetales; Saccharomycetaceae
Exons: 1
Coding region: 1-1818 (605 amino acids)
Source: RefSeq, a predicted model, not a curated record